UGGAAUCCAGUAUUGUGCCGAAAAUCUUAUAGAUACCUUGUGUUCCCGGUUGGAAUUUUCGCUAAAUAUUAAAAUAAUAACAACAACAACAAUAAUAAUAAUACACACACUAAAUAAAAAAAAAACAGAAAUAUACAAUUUCAGUUUACAGUGUGUUCUGUGCUACUCAAACGCGUUUGUGUAAUAAGCUAGAAAAAUAUGGAAAAAAAAUCCUAUAAAAAAUGGAAAAUUAUACAAAUAAAUCAUUUAAAAAAUGAAUUUUCUAAAGUGAAAAAAUUUAACCCCCCCUUGUCUCUAUAAAUUUUGAUUGAUGCUAAGAAAUAAUAUAAUUAAAAUGAAAAGUUUUCAUUAAAAGUGUCUUUAACAAAAGAAAGAAAAAACCUUAUAAAUUUUAAAGAAAAAAUUUUAAACAGAAAAAAAGGGGAUGGGACCCAAAAGACGUUUAUCCGUUGCUGAGCGACAGCAACGUGCGAACGCAGCAUCAGCACCUAAGAAACGUUCUACUACCGGUGGUAGUGCAAAUCAUUCGCCUGCUUCUCGUAAACCGAGCGGAAGUAGUUCAAGUGCUACAGCAACUGCAUCAACGUCUCCCUCGAAAGAACCUCUUAAAACCAACUCACCGGCUAAGAAAUCUAACAAAAUUCCGGUUAAAGAGAAACCCGAAGAAAUUGUGGAACCUGCAAUAGAUAAGUUGGAUCCUAAGGAAAUCAAAACUAAGGAGAAGAUUGAAGAGAAAAAAGCAACCACAAGAGCUUCUUCUCGCGAGAAUGUAAAAAGAGGUGCUAAUGAAGCAGAAGAUAAAGUAGAACCAGUAACUAUACUAGCAGCCUCUAAAGACGAGCUUAAAACUUUGGAUUCUAGCCACAAAGAAAAAGAGGAUAACAUUAGUUCCAACUCCAGCACUACUAGUAGCAGUUCUAAGCAACUGGAUAAAAAGGAUGGCAAACACAAAGCCAUUAGCAAAAUGCUUAAGAGUUUAGAUAUAAAAAUUAGUGGUUUUGAUAAUUUACUGCCCAAAGAGCAGAACAUACAGGAACUGGGUUUGAAAUCCUCGAUUUCGGAAAAUGUUAAAACUAAGUCGCGGGCAGCAGCAGUAAAAGUUAUAGCUUCCUUAAGUACGCCCAAACCGGUAAAAAGACCUAAAAAUCCUGAAGCAGAAGAAAGAAAGAAGGCGGCACAAAAACUAAACGAAAAAUCCAAAGAAAGCUCAAAAUUGUCGGCAAAGGAAACGGGGAAAGAGACGACUAAGGAUACUACCAAGAAUACAGAUAAAACUAGCCAUAGUCACAAAGCAAAAGUAGUAGAGAAAACUGUUAAAAUGAAAGCGAAUGAAAAACAUUCGACGGAAAUAGAGACUUUCAAAAUUAACGAAACAGCUGGAGUAGAGAAAGAAAAGAAAGUAGAAAUAAAUAUAGUAACCUUAGAGAAGGAAAAAUGCAAAGAAAAAGAGGAGGCAGCAAUUACUUUAAUUGAAACUAAAAAGAAAAUGGCGGCUAAAAAGGCGCGAAUAGAUCAACAGCUUAAAGCAAAGAAAUCUAAUGGAAACAAAACAAAACCAGACAAUCCAAAGGAGCCAGAAGAGCAUAAAGAAGAGCUGAAAGAAAAAAUAAAUAAGGAAACAGAAAAGCAAACUAAAGAAAAUACAGAAAAGCAAACAGUUAGCAAAAACAUAGAAAGCAAAGAUUCUCAAACAGAAACAGCUCCAAAAGAAAACUUAACAAAGGAAGAACCAAAAGCACAAAUCACAGAGGAAUGUCCUAAAAUAAAAGAUAAAAUAGAAGAACCGCCUAAAACCGAAGAAAUGCUCACAAAGAAAAAGUCACCAAAACAUAAAACUACUCAAAUAGAAGAAGAGCAUAACAAAACAGAAGCAAAAGAUUUGGAAAGCCUAAAAUGUAAACCAGAGCAAGAUAAUGUUCAAGAAAAUAAAGCGACUUUAGAAGAGCAGACGACUUUGAAUACAAAAGAAAAACAAAUAAAAUCUCCCAAAAAAUCACCAACACCCCAAAAACUAAACCAAUCCAAAGUAGUUAACGAAACAAAGUGCAAUAAUAUAGAUGAAAUUUUUGAAGAGAAAGAAGAAAUACUUAAAGUGGUCAUAGAUUCCAAUACCGAUGUAGUACAAAUGGAAAUUGAAGAAAUCUCAACUAUUAAAGUAAAAUCGAAAGACUUAAAGGAAGAGGAGAAUGGGGCUAGUAGUUCAACACCAAAAACAAAAAAGGAAGAAGAACAGUUAAAUGAAUCUGAACAGAAAAUUGCGGAAAACAGGGAAGUGGCAGAAAAAGAGAUUAAAGAAGUCAAAAUAACCAAAACGCCAGAGCUUAGUAAAGUAAACAUGGAGAAGCCAAUGAAUAUAGUGGCUCCAACUAAAACUCCUAUCAGCAAAAUAUCGAAUAUAAAACAAAGAUUCCAAACAAAAUUCAAAGUAAAUCCUAUUAAAACAAAAAUUUCCAAACCUCUCAAGAAACUGCAGUUAAAUAAAGUUUUGACAAACAAACCUUUAAUGACAGUUGAAAAGAAAUUACAAACUACCAAUGAUGUGUACGAUUUCAAAUCGGGUUCAGAAGAUGAGGAAUUCAUAAAAAUGGACUUGCCUACUUUAAAGAAUUUAAGAGAGUUCUCCGAAGAAGACGAGGACAAGAAAGUGCAGCAAAAGAAAACACCUAUUAAAAAGGAAUCUCUAAAAUAUGGCGGCAAUAAUAAAGACAAAAGUAAAAAUGAGGAGUUAGUCCUGAAAGAGAAGAAUAAAGAAGAUGACAAUGAAAAAGAAGAAAGUCUUAAGACUUUGCAAACUAAGGAGAAACUCAAAAAAGAAGAUGAACUUAAGAAAAGCUCUAGCCUGCAAGGUACACCGAAAAAGGAGCAAACUGCAAAAGAAACGCCUACAAAAGUUAUAAAAAGUAAACAAGAAACUCCCAGAAAAGAGAAAUCAGAACAAGAGAAAUCCAUCAAAUUCGCCGAAAGAAAUUCAGAGGAUAAAUCAAAUUCUGAUGCAGCCGAAGAUAAGGCAACAAAGAAAUCUGUUAAGAAAUCGGUUAAGUUGCCGAAAAAGGUUUUGAAAACUAAUCAAAAGAUUAAAACCAUUAAAAAGAAACCUUUAAAACAAAUAGCCAAGGUAUCUAAAGUGGUAAAGAGUAAAAUAACCAAGAAAAGCAAACAGAAAGCAAAUAAAACAAAAAUUUCUACAUCUGAGGGAAGUAGUAGUGAUUCUGAAGAUGGUAAAAACCUUAUAGUAUUUAGUCAGAAAAGACAUAGAAUGGCUUCUUUAAAUGCUUUGGCCAAAGUGCAGUGUUUAUAUGAAAAUGAGUCAAGAACAGCUUAUGAAUUGGGUUUGUCUAAGGCCACCUUAUUGCCGCCCAAAAUCAGAACAGUUGAUGAGGAAAAAGAUGAUGAAAAAGAAAAACAAAAAGAGAAAGAUAAGGAGAAAGAAAAAGAGCUAGAAAAGGAACUAGAAAAGAAAAAAGAAAAAGAAAAUGAAAAAGAUAAGGAAAAAGAAAAACAAAUGGAUAAAGAAAAAGAGAAAGAGAAAGACAAAGAGAAGGAAAAAGAUAAAGAGAAAGAUAAACCUAAAGUAAGCUUUAGCAAAAUAGAGGAUAAACCAAAAACUAAAAAGGAAAAGAAGUUGGAGGAGAAGAAGUUGGAGGAUCCCCUUAAAAUAGAAGAGAGUACUAAAGAGGAAAGUGAAGAAGAACCUCCGGAAGAACCCAAGCGUGAAUUGCGUAAUGUACCCGGAGGUCGAGGUAUAGGCAAACAUUGGGAAUUCGAUAGCGACUGUGAAUUAGAUGAAAUUGAUAUUUUACAAAUGAAAAAGAAAAAAUUGCAGAAGAAGAAAAAAGAUAAGGAAGAAAGGUUACAACAAUUAAGAGAUAAAAAAGAAUUGGAAAGCCUUAAUACUAAAGAAGGUUCUACGGAGCAAGUGCCUAUAAAGGUUAAAAGAAAAUAUACACGAAUAAAGAAACCCCUAAAGAAGGUAGUAAAAUUGGCUACUGGCAGCUCAGAUGAUGAAGGCAACUCUGAGUCCAGUGAUAAGGAGGAAAAGGUUAAAGAGAAACUGCAAAAACUUAAAAUGAACGAAGCAAAAAAGCCGCCAAAAAAACGUAAACGCAUACUUAAGGAAGAACUUAUAGGAGACUAUAAGGGUAUAUUGGCGCGUAAACGUAUGGCCAGUUUAAAUGCCAGUGCUAUAGUGGCAGCUACCUAUGAAGUAGAAAGACAUUUGGACCGUAAUUUAGGGCAACUAAGUGGCUAUGAAACCUAUGAAGAUGAACAGAAAACACCAAGUAAGAAAACUAAGGAAACAAAAGUGGCGUCUAAAGAAACCAAACCCAAAAUAGCAGCUACUACCACGGCUACUGUAACUACAACUAAUAAUACAGCCACCACCUCUACUUCUAGCUCUACUAAUCUUACUUCCAAUACUACAGCUAAUACUUCUUCAAACUCUACCACCAUUCCCACGCCAACUGCUAAAGAAAUUUACAAAAACUCUCCUGCUAAAGUGGCAACAGCUACCAGUGAUUCCAAGCCUACGGCUCCUCAUACACCGACCAAAGUGGAAAAACCCACAAAUAUUUGUGAAGAGAGCAAUGAUUCGAAGUACUCUAAAGAAACCAAAGAAACUAAUACUGAUACUACUACCACUACUACUUCCACUUCGUCGGGUAGUAGUAGCACUACCAAUAGCACUAAAGAUGCUAAAGAUUCCAGUCGUCCUACCUCGUCGAGUGUAGUUAUUGUCCAGGAUACUGAUGUUACCAUAACGGGUGUCUAUGUUAAUUCAUCGACGGGUUCUAGCCAAGAGGCCUAUUGUAAAAUGCAAUAUCGUGUACAAUCUAGUGUAACGGAAGAACGUCUGGUGCGUCCUGGUUCUACAGAACCGCCACCUAAAUCCUAUACUCCUUUAAGUGCUUUGUCGAGUAUGUUGCCGCCAGGUGCUACCGCUGCUGCAGGAGUAGUUAGUGAAGGUCAUUCAACUGCCACACCACCCCCAGCACCCACUGCUAAUGCCACACAAUCUUCUGCAGGCGCAUCUUUAAGUGAAACUCUCAACGCUGCCGCUGGUCUUUACAAUCCGGCCGAUCUUGGUAUACACACCGAACAAGGUCCCCUCGAUCAUCAUGGACCACCACCACCAUCUUAUGCUGCCGCAGCGGCUGCAGCAGCUGCUGCCUAUCAUGCCCACCACAUGUCUCCUCAUGGUGCUGGUCAUCAUCAACAUCAGUACGCUCACUCACAUGUUCAUCAUCAGUAUCAACAGGCGGCUGGCGAUCAUCAUGGUAUGCCUCCACCACCACAUCAUUAUGGUGGCUCAGGGCCGCCACCAUCACAUUAUGGUCAACCACCUCCACCGCCGGGUGGACAUUGUGAGGCUGGUUCACCACCACCUACAUAUCGUGCCAGUAGUACUUAUGGCUCAAAUCUUUCCGGACCUACGGGACAAUCCGCAGCACUACCCUCUGCCAUGGGUAGUGGCGGUGCUUUUUGUCCUACCAACGUUCAUCUGCAACAACAACAUCAACAACAGCAACUAGCACAACAGUCAUCACAAAGUGCAGCACAACAGCAGGCAGGAGCUCAAGCCUCAGCGAAUGAAACAAGUGGUUAUUAUCAACCAGCUGGACCAUUGAUCUCACCUCAUGUUAUACCACCAGUAACAGCUGGUCCACCCAUACCACCAAAUGUGCCAUUGUUGCCAGCAACUACAACUAAAAUUAAGUCGCAAACACCAACAACACCCACAGCCGAUGGUAAUGAACACUUACCAACGACUGCACAAAUAAAUCCCGCAACAACGGAACCAACCGAUACGGAUGUACUCAUUGCUGGAGGGGAUUUGACACCUUUCCGCUAUCCACCACACAGUGCCAGUGGUGGUACAUCACCGACCACAGCUGCAGCAGCAGCGGCAGCACAUCACAGUCAACAACAACAGCAGCAACAACAUCAUCAAUUACAUCAACAAGCUGCUGCAGCAGCCGCAGCAGCGGCCGCGGCGGCAGCUGCUGCUCAUCAAGGUUCACCAUAUCCCCGAUCGAUGCAUGCUCAAAUGCACUAUUCCACAGCUUAUCCGGCUAAUUACUACUCACCAUAUCCCGGUGAACCCAUAUGCUAUUCACCACCUGCCUAUCAACCAUAUUUUCCAACCAAAGUUUAUCAGAGUGCACCGCCACCACCACAUCAUUCGGCUUACCGAAGAUAUCCCUACUAUCAACCAGGUCAUCCACCACCACCAGCGGAUUUAUAUGAACAUGCACCACCACCGUCAACGGGUGCUGCUCCACCUCCGGGUGGACCGCCACCGUCACAAUCGGGUGGUCCUCCUUCCCAAGGGGGCUCACAGUUAGUACCGGCUGGUCCGGCAGCACAUAGUCAACAUUUGGAACAUUAUCCCGGUCCGCCAGGUUAUUAUCCUAGUUAUAGUCCUGGAGGGGGUGCAGCUGGUCAGUGUUAUUCACGCAGUAUUCAGGCUCCGUAUAUGGAAUAUCCGCCACAAUGUCCGUGUCCAAUGCAACAAUCGUGUCCAAAAAACGUCCAUACUGGGCCUCAUAUUGGUAGCAACAGCAACAGCAGCAGCAACAACAACAGCAACAACGUCAACAACAGUACUUCAACCAACAACAGCAACAACGUAGCAACAAUGAACAAUCACUGCAACAACAGCAGUUUGAAUGUAACUAUGUCACACAGCAGCAGCAACAACAACAGCAGCAGCAACAACAACAGCAGCAGCAACACCAACAAACCAAUGAACAACAACAACAACAGCAGUUCGAGUACCAACAGCAGCAGCAACAAUUUGAUGAUGAAUGCCAAGAGCAAUAAUAGCAACAGCAGCAGCUUCAAUAGCAACACCAACAGCCAACAGGCAUUGACUACCAGUAGAGGCCCAGUUAAAAAUUUAACACCCACCCAUAACAACAUAAAUUCUAACUCCCCAGUGGUAAAUAAUGAGAUGCGCAAAGAGAUACCAAAGACUUUACCGCUAUUAUCGAUAGCAGUCAAAACAGAAAUGACUACAGAUGAUACGGAUAACAAAAGUCAAUAUGAGGAGAAUGUGUUGACACCACUAACACCUCCCGAGAAUUAUAGCACAAAUGAGGACAAGUUGCGUGAUUCCUUGGACAAGGAUACAGUGACUGCCAUACCCUUGGAAGAGGAUAUAGAAGAGGCAAUUGAUAAGUUACAAGCUAACAAUCCGCAGCAUCAGUUACCUCCUCAAAGAGCUAACAAUAAUCACUUGUUGGCCAUAGCUACACCCAUAGAGGCCUAUGAUUUGACUACCACCACACCGCCCUUGCAGAAUAACUCCAUACAACAGCCUACAAAUGGAGCUGCACAGUCGGCCCAGCAAACAGUUGGUAGAAGAGCUAGAAUUGGCAAAUCCAUGGCUUGGAAUAUGGUAUAUGCAGGUGCAGCCACACAGCCUAACUCGGCUAAUAAUAUAGCCCCCUCAACAAAUACGCCCACCCAGCCUACGGCCUUGGUAACAGCGCGUUCCAGUUCUCAACCGAAUUCACCCAUGCACUGUAAUAUUUUAAACUCACCUCAAAGAGUAGUGGCGGCUCACAACUCACCUCAGCAUAAUAAAAAUGUAAAUAAUAUUAGCAACAUGUUGCUCAAUGUUACCAUACCGCCAACAGCACCCAUCAACUCUUCCAACUCAGUAACCGUUAGCACAAAACAAGAAAUAGAAGAAAUUACCACACCUCUACUUUUGAAAGCCGAAAUUAAAGCGGAAAAAAUUAAACUUGAGGACGAUCUAUUGGACACAGUGCUGCAGCAACAUAACAAUGUUGUACAACAUGUUGCUACUUCUACACAGAAACAUAUCAACAUACCAGACAAAGAAGAGCUUAAAAUUAUUAAGGCUGAGCCUGUUAGCCUAAGCGAGGUUUUAAGCGAAAGCAAAGUGAAGAUAGAGAAUGAUUGUGAAAUCAUUAAAGCGUCAGAUGCUAAGGAAAGUGAGCAAUUGGAGUUGGAAGAACAUAAACUCAAUUCGGCGCUAAGUAAACCAUCGCAUCGCAUGCGUUUGUUGCCCCCCUGUGACAUUGAUCUUUGCAAUGCCUCAGACGAUGAAGUACUCGAUCUUUGCCAUAGCCCUGUUGUGGGCUCAUCCUCAGGAAAACGCAUGAAAAUAUUGGAAUUUAAUAAAAACCAGUGUAAAAAAUCACCACCCAAUAGUUAUAAGAGUUUAAUCAAACAGACCGAGCCUAAGACAUACCUUUGUCUUAGUCGUAAAUUCGAUAAGAAAUCUCGUUUUGGAAAACUACAUUCUACAAAAUUCAAUAAAAAUAAUGGCAUCAAUAACGGCAUACGACGCAGAGAACUAAUACUCACGGACCAACAAAAACAAAGACUGAGGGUACGCAAGAAGAAAUUGGCCGCCAUAGAAAAGACAAAGAGAGAAGCUAGGGAGCUAAGAAGAGCUGAGAUAAAACAGAAACGUAAAGAAGCUAAACGUGAAAGGGAAGUUAAACAUGAAAAACUUAUAAUUGAAAGCAAAACCGCAGUUGAAAGCUCAAAGGAAGAGGAAAAAUCCAGCAUAGUCAACUUGAUUGAAGAGGACGAACAACGGGAAACCAAAAUUAAAUUAACCUCUGAAGCAACAGAUAUGACCUCAAAUAUUGGUCUCAAACUCAACAAAUCUGUUGAUAAUUCCCCCCUAAAUACACCAAAACCCUCACCCAAACGCGGGAAACCGGCUAAAAAACCAACUAUACCAUUACAUCUGCUAGAAACUAUUGACGCUGUAGCUAGAGGUUAUUUCUCGGAACCAGAAUGUCCUCGAUCUUCCAUAAGCUUAAAAGUAACAUCGCCCUGCCAUAAGGAUUUGCCCAAAAGUAAACUGGAGGAUCAAGAAACAAGAAAACCUCUGGUAACAAAAACACAAAAUAAAAUUAAAACCACCUCCGAGAAAAGAUCGAAAUCUGAGACCAAAAAACCUAUAAAAACUUUAGGUCAACUGAACAACAGCGAAGAGGUCAUCAUUAGCUUUGAAUCACUAACAAGACCAGUUUUAGAUUUGUCAACGCAUAAAGCCAUAACAGUUCCCUUACAGACUACCUCGAGUGUAAUUGAACAAGAAUUGUGUCAAGAAAUUCAACCAGCAACGUCUGAUCAGGCUGAUGAACUACAUACGGAUAUUCCAACUAAAGUUAGCAAAAUUUCAACUUCGAACCAUAAAAAAUCAAGAUCAAAGGAAUCAAAAUCUAAAAAAGAGAGAAAACCCAAAAAGUCAUCAGCAUCAUCUACUACUACUACUUCUAAUAGCAAAAAAUCAAAAUCCUCGAAAAAAUCAAAGAGUUCUAAGAGUGAAGAGGACACUUUUAACAAUACAAAAUUUAAUAAUGUCUUUGAUCCGGAAAUACAAGUAUCUGAGUGUAGCGAUUCAAACUCGGCCCUAGUAGAAACUAAUAAUAAUGAAUACGAUAAAGUUUUAAUUGAUAUACCAACAACAUCUUACAAAGAAUCUCAUAUCUUGGAUAAACCUGUAAUGGAAGUUGAAGAUCAAAUGACAACAAACCCAACAACACUGGCUGGUACAGUGGAAACUUCUCUUGUUCAAACAAACGCUCAAAUAACAUCACCAUCUCCAACCACACCAUUAGCAGCUGUAGAUCAGAUGUCUUCAGUCUCAAAACAGCAACAACAUUCCAAUGAUAUUACACAGGUAGCCUCUACCGCUACUGCAUCUACUGCUAAUACUGUAUUCCUCCAACCAAUACUUCCGCCUAUGCCACGCAUAGUAUGUCACUCACAUCAUCAUCAGCAUGCGGGCAAAAGAUCACGUUCACGUUCCAAGUUUGGUAGUCGUAAACGCCAAAAGCUAAAACAUUCCACCGUAUCCUUUGAGGUUGAUGAGACACUGCCUGCGGUACCGCGCAGUGAUGUGGUGCCAAAGUGGAAUAACGGUUGGACCUGGGAGGGAGAACCAUUCCAGGGUGCUGUAUUUUUAAAUAGUGAUGAUCCAUUAGUUAUUCGCACUUGUUAUCCUGCUAUGCGUCAUCUUGAGGGCGAUAUUAUACGUUCACGUGAUUGUGUACUCCUAAAGGCAAACGAUGAAAAUGAAUUACCCUAUGUGGCAAAAGUCGCUCAUCUAUGGGAAAAUCCAGAAGAUGGAGAAAUGAUGAUGUCAUUGUUAUGGUAUUAUCGUCCUGAACAUACCGAACAAGGUCGACAACCCAGUGAUAGUCCUGACGAAGUCUAUGCCUCGCGUCAUCGAGAUCAUAAUUCUGUGGCCUGCAUUGAAGACAAGUGUUAUGUUUUAACAUUUAGUGAAUACUGCAGAUAUCGUCGACGACUACGUGCUGCUGAAGAAGAUAUUGAAGACGUCAAUAUUGUACCGAAACGACCCAAUUAUUAUAGUAUACGAAUAGUACCCGAUAAUACCAAUCCGGAAUUGGUAAUGUUUUGUCGUCGGGCGUAUGAGUUUCGAACAAAACGUCUGCUUAAGAUGCCAAAUAAACAGGAUUAUUAUGUCGUAACAUCAUAAACUGAUCACACAAGCACUUAUCACAAAAAAGAUAUAAAAA
Molecule: messenger RNA, 10532 nt
Organism: Lucilia cuprina (Australian sheep blowfly)
Lineage: Eukaryota; Metazoa; Arthropoda; Insecta; Diptera; Calliphoridae
Gene: Hers
Exons: 8
Coding region: 425-10492 (3355 amino acids)
Molecular function (GO): chromatin binding
Source: RefSeq, a predicted model, not a curated record